CCGAUAUUUCCCAAGUAUCACUUAUACUGCAUCUUACCUUUAUUUCCGGAAAAUCGACUGAACACAUGAUGAACGUGAUGAACGCAUUUUGAUUUCUCUUAUUCAUUUGAAGGAUACAAGAGGAUUAGAAUUAGUUUAUAGGUAUAUAUACGUAAAUGUUCCAUUAAACACGACGUACACGUGAACUUGUACGUGUAGCUUCCCGUGCAGUGUUGGCAAACGUUUGUUAAGAUGGCAUCAAACAAGGAAAAUUCUGACGGAACUGACGUGUCUACGGAGGAAAUUGAUGAUAGAACCAACAAAGGGAAGUCUCCUACAGAGAGGCCUUGGCAAGAAGACAAAGGUGUUCCUGAGAGCUUGCUGUACGCUUAUGAGAACAGUUUGUGGACAGAUGUGACCCUGGAAUGUACUGCAGAGAAUGGAGACGUGCAGUUCAUAAAAGCCCACAAGAUGAUCUUGGCGUCGCGCAACACUGUUUUUGAGGCCAUGUUGUUUGGUCCAGCGGCUGACAAAGGAGAUAUAAUACAGAUUUCAACGUUUAGUUACGAACUCAUGGACUUACUUUUAAAGUACUUGUAUUCAGAGAAGACACAUAUUACAGAAAGCACUGCCCGCCCGAUGUUUGAGAUGGCAUAUUUCUACCAAGUACCCGCACUUAUCAACUUAUGCAGUCAAUAUAUUCAAAGCAUCUUCAGAGACGACAGCGUUUGUGGAAUACUAGAACUCGCUUUGCUAUAUGACAACGUCGGUCUCAGAAAUGCAGCUUGCGAUUAUAUCGAUCAAAAUGCCAUAACGGUGAUCGAAACGGAUGGAUUUUUACAGGUCUCUGAAAUGUGUCUCGAAUACAUACUUAGAGGAGAUACGUUUCACGUUGCUGAAAAGACCAUACUUCGUCGGGCAAUCGAGUGGGCAAAAAAAAAUGAAAUCAAAGAUGGACUUAACAAAGACAGAAACCUAGAUAAAAAUAAAAAAAAUCCAUCCGACAUUUCUGUAAAACAUUUUAAAAGCACUCUUGGUAACGCGUUCCAAUAUAUCCGUCUAGGAGCGAUGUCUGUUGGUGAAUUUUCAGAAUGUGUAGAAAGCACUUUAAGUGCAGAAGAAAUAAAGGAUAUUCUAAAGUUUCCUAAAAAUUGCUCCACAAAAGAAUUCCAUCCACACAGAUUACCCAAGAAGGAAACACUCGAAUUCAAAAACGGUAAAACUACGUGGAGCUCAUGCCAAAAAUCAUCUUCGCGAAACUCAGGUUUAUUCAGCAGUUCAUCUGAGUCGAUGUAUGAGAUAACUGUUAGGAAGAGUCUGAUCAUAUGUAAAGGCAUCACUUUUUCCGAAAUAUCUGUGUUAGUCGAUAUACUAGGUGAAAGAUUUGGAAGUAUGCAGACAACCAAAGCGGUAGAUCCUAAUCUUGACUUUACCGUUAAAAUGAACAUCAAAAUCGCUCGUACAAGGCUUAAUUACAGCUUCAUAACUACAAUACAGGAUUUGUCCGCGUACGAUCUCGAAUUCGAUUCACCAAUUUGCCUCAGAGCAUCGGAGGAUCCUUACAAAGUUGUUGUUAAAAUGGAACUUCAACCGACACCUCUCAAUAUAACAUUCACAACGAACCAAUGUGGCGUAGGAUCAGCUGAAAUAGAAAACGCAAAAGUGGAAUGGAAUAAUCAGUUCUCCAUAUUACACAAAAUUCUAUUUUCGAACACCUCUAAUAGAGUUUCGAAAGGCAAGGAAAGAAAAAAAAUGGAUGAUGAUGGAAAGUAACAAUACUUAUGUGAAAAAAGUGGGAACAGUUUACACUGAAGCUUUGCUAUAUUUAACUUUAAAAUGAUUCAGUAGUGUGAUGCAAUAUUAUUGAAGGCUAUUCCAUUUAAACAUAUAACCCACGAGGGGAAGGCACUUUUGAACUAGACCUCCCCCUACAGAAGCAAAUUAACCGUUUGGGGGUCCUACCACUAUUUGUUUUUUUCGACCCAGAAUAAUCUCCUUCAGAAGCGAUUUGCAAGCAUAAAAGGUCCAAGUUUUAAUCUUAAUAAUGAAAACAACUUUAAUAUUUUUCAGACUGGCAUCAGCCUUUUUGUCCCUUCGGUUUCACAACAUUUCCAUUUGUAGAGGACAUAACUUCGUGAUAAAAGAGACUGUGUUAAUUGAUUUAAUUAAUAUUUUUUCUGACAUGAUAAUUUUAGUAUUUAUAUAACUAUUUGCUUUGCUCUGGAUUUUACUCAGACCUGUUAACUUUUUAACUUAUUUUAUGUUUCAUGAUAUCACUUCUUGCUUUAAUAUAUAAAGAUGCUUGUUAAAAUUAACAUCCUUUAUAUUCCCCCGCCGAAUCAAAGGUUUCGGGAGGGGUAUAUUGUUUUUGCGUUGUCUGUCAAUCCGUCCAACCGUCCGGAACCAUAUCUUGGUAGGCAUUGAUAAAAAAAAAUCAAACUUAGUCAGAAUGUUUCCCUUGAUCAAAUAUCCACCACUUGUAAAAGUGGGUCACAUGGGGUCAAAAACUAGGUCACUAGGUCAAAUCAUUAUACAUGGUCAAAUCUUCAUGAAAAUUUAUCAAAAUGUUUUCCUUGAUGAACUCUUGGACGUAUAUACAACUGGGUCACACAAGAUCGAAAA
Molecule: messenger RNA, 2601 nt
Organism: Mya arenaria
Lineage: Eukaryota; Metazoa; Mollusca; Bivalvia; Myida; Myidae
Product: BTB/POZ domain-containing protein 3-like
Exons: 5
Coding region: 232-1752 (506 amino acids)
Biological process (GO): neurogenesis
Cellular component (GO): P-body; cytosol
Molecular function (GO): protein binding
Source: RefSeq, a predicted model, not a curated record